AAGUCAGCGCGGGAAAGGAGGUCCGUGUGAUGACGUCUGCGGCCUCCAGAUGGCAGCAAAGCCCGCAGGUGGAAUCCUGCAGAAUCUAAAGAAUUUGAGGUGGUUCUGACGGUCCUCCGGGUUUGGGUCACUGAGAAUCCUCUGUGGUCUCUGAGCGGAUCUCCACUGUGGAUCACCAGAACCAACUAGAACUUCGUCCAGCUUUGAUGCUCGACGGUUUUUGGACCUCAGAACCAUGUUUUCUGGAUGAUUCCAGUGAAUGUCUCUUUGUGGUUCUACAGAACUAACCCGUCCAGAACCUAACCGUGUAGCUGCAGCUCACCGGGUGGAGGACAUCCGUCCUCAAGGGAAACAGGCUAAAGGCAGCGCCACCUAUGGCUUGUUCGGAGUUCUAAGAUGGCGGACCGGCGGCGAAGGAGGAGGCGCGCGUCCCAGGACAGCGAGGACGAGUCCGGGUCCGGGUCCGGUUCGGACAGUGGCAGGUCGGGCUCUCCGGCCUCGAAGGCGCGAGGGCGGGAGGUGGUUCCGGAGGUUCCGGCGGAGGUCCGCCAGGAGGCGAAGAGCGAGGAGUCCGAGUGUGAGAGCGAGGAUGAAGCUGAAGCUGUGCUCUCAGACUACGACAGCGCUGAGCCCGAGGAGAACGGCUCCCCCUCAGAGACUCUCUGGCCCGCAGGACUCGGUCCCGGCCCGCCGACCUGGGCAGCAAGCAGGCCUCCGUGGAGGAGUCUGCAGCGGGGAGUGCCUCCCCCAGCAGCGGGGGGGGUAAGGGCUGGGUGGGAGGAGGGGAGGGGGCGAGUCAGACGGUGGGAGGAGCCUCAGAGCUGGACGCAGACGUGGCCCGGCUCAGUCUGGCUGGACCAAACUGGAGUCCGAACCCGCCAUCGUAUGUACGCUCUGAGAUCAGAGGCCUGGGAAACCCUGUGCAUCUGCCCAACGCGGCCCCCCAGUUCUCCAACAUGGAGGACAUGGCUGCCGGCUCCAACCGGGCCAAACGGUACUCCUCCCAGCGCCAGAGGGCGGUGCCAGAGCCGGCCCCGCCCAUGCACCUAGGGGUCAUGGAGGGACACUUCUACGAGCCCAUGUCAUAUCAGGGACCAAUCUACACCCACAGCGAUGGCCCCGCCCCCAUCCCACCACAAAGCAUGCUGGUCCAGCCUGAGAUGCACCUCCCACAUCCAGGACUUCAUCCCCACCAAUCAGGUGGCCCCAUCGCUAACCCCACCCUCUACGGAGCCCCUCCUGUGUCGCUGUCUCCGGGACAACCGCAGCAGCUGCUGCCCCCACCCUUCUACCCUCCUCCGGGGGUAAUGACCUUCCCCUACCCCACCAUGUACCCCACCCCCCAGGGUCAGUCCCAGGUGACCUACGGCGGCGUGACGUACUACGACACCAUGCAGCAGCAGGCCCAGCCCAAGCCCUCGCCCCCUCGCCGCACCUCCCAGCCCGUCACCGUCAAGCCGCCCCCCCCAGAGGUUCCCUUCGCCUCAGAGUGACCCCACCCUCGGCGCCCAGCCUCAACCCCACCCUGGCCGGGCGCACCUGACAGGAGGAGCUGGGGGGAGUGGUCUGAGCUGAUGUUGGAAGGGGGCGGGGCCAGACUACAUGGAGAGAGAGAGACGAGGAGUGACCACAAUCCCCUCUGUGAUCAGUGAGGCGUUCGGUGUCAUCGGGACGACUUGGACUCGGCGGGCAGAGAGGCCGGUCACCACGGGUCAUCAGAUGACCUUCAGAUGACCUACCUGUGAGGGCUGUGCGGGCCGCACCUGAACGCAGCGCCAUGUGCGUUUGCUGUCGGUGUGGAACUUUAAUCGCUCGCUCCCCCAGGAAGCUCUGGUUUCCAGCUGCACUCGAACGCCUUCAGAUGGAGAAGACGCUCCGGUCUGAAACACUCAGCAGACGGGGGGGGGGGCAGGUGGCGCCGAGAUGAUACGUAAAAAUCUGAUUUCAUGUUUGGAACUAAAUAAAUAACCAGAUUAAUUUAUAAUCUAGCGGAGGACUGGUGCUCCGGGGGGCGUGUCCUAUGACUGUAUAGAGAGGCUAGCGUGGACGGGGGCGGAGCGUCAGCGGGGACCUGCGUUUAUUUAGAGAAUCAUCAAAGCUUUAGAUUCAGUUGUUUUUCAUAAACUUGUUUUUUUAUCUCCUAGUUUACACGGUUCUGUUGAAGUCUGAAGCGUCUGUGCUUUGAUGUCAAUAAAGUUUUUUUUGUCAGUCA
This is a messenger RNA of Oryzias melastigma (Indian medaka), 2212 nucleotides long. RefSeq names its product casc3 exon junction complex subunit (gene casc3). Lineage: Eukaryota; Metazoa; Chordata; Actinopteri; Beloniformes; Adrianichthyidae. Gene Ontology annotation, molecular function: mRNA binding. Gene Ontology annotation, biological process: mRNA processing. Gene Ontology annotation, cellular component: exon-exon junction complex. The record is from RefSeq and is a predicted model, not a curated record.